Messenger RNA from Oppiella nova, 1115 nucleotides. Lineage: Eukaryota; Metazoa; Arthropoda; Arachnida; Sarcoptiformes; Oppiidae. The record is from the annotation of a GenBank genome assembly.
AUGACUGGUCACUGGCCCUCACAAAACCAGGACUCGUGCUCUAUGUGUCCGACUCGUGCUCAAUUCAAAACAUUACAGAGUUCAGUCAUCAGAUUAGAGAAUUCAGUCAUCAAUUUAGAGAAUCUUGUUAAAGAACUCUCGGAAAAGCUUUAUGAGACUCAGCUUCGACUACAAAACGUUGAGGAAUGCGAUUGUUUUAAGAGCUGUUUAGUGAACGGAACCUUACAUUCAGAGGGAUCGAGUUGGAAACAAGACUGUGAUAUCUGUUCCUGUGUUCAUGGAGAAGUGAAGUGUCGACCCAUUCAUUGUUCGAUUCCGUGUAAAAACCCCGAAAUGGUUGCCAACGAGUGCUGUCCUGUCCUACAACACGGCCAACGCAUUAAAAUUAGUCCCAAAAUAGCCAAUAGAGACAAAUGUGGUGAAUGUGUGUGUAAUGACGGAAAGACUAGUUGUAAACAAAUAAUCGCAGAGACGAUGUGUCCUCAACUCGACUGUCCUAUCAAUGAACAGUUCACUCGAGAAGACCAAUGUUGCAGAUUCUGUGCUGGCGCCGACUUUUGCAGUGUAGGCAAUGAUUGCCAUUCAAACGCAACCUGUCAUAACCUGCACACAGAAUAUACCUGUUCUUGUAAUAAGGGUUUCAAAGGCGAUGGAAAGAUAUGUGAAGAUCUGAACGAAUGCGAUCAAAAAGGAGGCAAUGAUGGCCAUCAUUGCGGACAGAAUACGAUAUGUGUGAACACAUUAGGCUCUUAUAAGUGCGAGUGUUUACCCAGCUUUAGACGACAUAAUAAAUUUGAAUGCAUUGAUAUCGAUGAGUGCUCUAAAGAAGUGAACGAAUGUAAUGAGAAUGCAAUUUGUGUGAAUACUCCCGGAGGUUAUGAAUGUCUGUGCAAACCUGGAUAUGAACGACAAGGACUUAUUUGCAAACGUAAGGAUAUAUCCAAUACGAAAUAAACUUCAAACUAAGAAUUUCACUUCAACUCUACAAUAGAUAUAAGUUUUAGAAAUCAAUGUUUUCAAGAACUGAUUGUCUUAUUUGUAAUGAUUUUAAUAAUAUCAAUAAUAUGGUAACAGAUCUCAACGGAUUUAUUGUAGAAUUGAACCCAUAGGCUAAC